GCGCGAUAACUGCAGUACCUCAAGACCAUCCUGCACUAAACACCAAUGUUUUCGGCCAGACUGCACUGCUACGAGAACUCUGAAACCGCCCACAAGCUGCAUUUGAACGUACUCAACUCUGUAUCAGACGAGGUGCCUCGGAGAGCGCGCCUCGUGGCCUUUUUGCCCACGACAGGCUAGUGCUUUUGCAACGGUUUUUGACAGUGGGGUGCGAAGCCGAGAAUGGUUAUAAGGUAUUUACAAGUAAGCGGCAACCCGCAACGGACUUGGUCGCCCGCGCUUAAGGGCGGCACGGAGCAGCGGAACCAGUAGUACAAGUACUAGUAACAAGUAACAUUGUAAUGUACCUACCCUGCGCAGCUAGUUGUUUAUGUGAUGAGAAUUUCUCGCAUUCAAAAUUGGCGAGUUCCGAGUACACCAAGGGAGACAAACCAUGGAAAAGUAGGUGAUAAGAGUUGACGGCACUUUCAACGCGUUCACGAACCAUUUGGGAGAGACACUAUCACCAUCGCAGGCAGCUCGACAUGAAGGGACAUUUCGUUUAUGUCUGGUCCCUGUUGGCGGUAGCUGGCCUAUAUAACUUGAUAUGCUGCCUGCUAUUUCGAUUAUCAGAAACUGAAAAGAUAGCUCUUAUCGUGGUGGACGUUCAAAAUGACUUUCUUCCACCUUCCGGUGCCCUGCCCGUUCCAGGGGGACGAGAAAUUGUGCCGGUGGUCGAGAGGCUGCUCGAGAGGUGUGAGUGGGAUCUAGUUGUGGCGACGCAGGAUUGGCAUCCUCCAAAUCAUGCCUCAUUUGCGUCCAGAUGGGGCGUAGAACCGAUGUCCGUCGUGGAAUACGAUUAUAUGGGAAGGCGAAUUGACCAGAUAGCAUGGCCAGAUCACUGCCUGGUUGAAACACCCGGAGCAGCCCUUGCAUUUCGAUCAGCAGCUGGGACGAUAGAUCACUACGUCCGAAAAGGCAUCAUUACAGAUCUGGACGCUUAUUCUGCAUUUGCUUAUAGGGAUUAUAUCGCGUACACUGAUCUUGCGAGAAAGCUCUGGGAAAAGCGUAUCUCCCACGCAUAUGUAGUGGGCCUCGCAGCGGAUGUAUGCGUUGUAUCGACCGCAAUAGAUUCGAUUGCCUUUGGAUUCCAUACUACUGUUAUCACCAAUGCCACACGAGCUAUCAGAGGCAAAGAAGGCAUGGAAGACAUGAGGAGGCGUAUCGAAGCAUUUGGUGGUCGGGUCGCGUCUUUAGAAGAUGAGCAGUUUCGAAGGUUUUGCCCCAGGUAUUGAUAGAUACGGGGGUGAUAAACAAAGAUUUCGGCUUUGAUUCUUCGUUUGAACCUGCGAGGUUUUAUUGAAUUCACAUUAUAUAUACAUCGUAUUUACUCUAUCUAUGGUCAUCCAGAGGCCGCCAGUCCAUGCUCACCAUGGCGCUUGGCCGUGGGGCGUCUAUGGCCGCUGCAAAUAAAUUCAAAUUAUGUUUUCCGCAUACGCGCCUCAGUAUUGUGAGCUCCCAUUGACACUCGC
Spizellomyces punctatus DAOM BR117 is the source of this 1511-nucleotide messenger RNA. RefSeq lists its product as uncharacterized. NCBI's taxonomy places the organism in Eukaryota, Fungi, Chytridiomycota, Chytridiomycetes, Spizellomycetales, Spizellomycetaceae. The transcript has 6 exons. The coding region runs from base 525 to 1274 and encodes 249 amino acids. The record is from RefSeq and is a predicted model, not a curated record.